Molecule: messenger RNA, 372 nt
Organism: Aspergillus melleus
Lineage: Eukaryota; Fungi; Ascomycota; Eurotiomycetes; Eurotiales; Aspergillaceae
Exons: 1
Coding region: 1-372 (123 amino acids)
Biological process (GO): L-glutamine metabolic process; oxaloacetate metabolic process
Cellular component (GO): mitochondrion
Molecular function (GO): omega-amidase activity
Source: RefSeq, a predicted model, not a curated record
AUGAUUGCGGCGCGCAAGGACGCCUUCAUGCUCGUCUACCCUGGUGCCUUUAACCUGACCACCGGGCCCAUGCACUGGUCGCUGUUGGCGCGCGCCCGUGCCGUGGACAACCAGCUGUAUGUAGCCCUGUGCAGCCCGGCGCGGGACAUGAAUGCUACGUACCACGCGUACGGCCACAGUCUGAUCGCGAACCCCAGCGCGGAGGUUCUCGCAGAGGCGGAGGACAAGGAGGAUAUUAUCUAUGCCGAUCUGGAUAACGAGACGAUCCAAAGCACGAGAAAGGGCAUUCCGGUCUACACUCAGCGACGAUUUGACCUGUACCCGGACGUGAGCGUGUCUGGCGCUCCCAGCUUGCGGCGAAGGGGGACGUGA